Messenger RNA from Brassica rapa (field mustard), 2222 nucleotides. RefSeq names its product signal recognition particle receptor subunit alpha. Lineage: Eukaryota; Viridiplantae; Streptophyta; Magnoliopsida; Brassicales; Brassicaceae. Gene Ontology annotation, cellular component: signal recognition particle receptor complex; endoplasmic reticulum membrane. Gene Ontology annotation, biological process: SRP-dependent cotranslational protein targeting to membrane; intracellular protein transport. The record is from RefSeq and is a predicted model, not a curated record. Gene Ontology annotation, molecular function: signal recognition particle binding; ATP hydrolysis activity; GTPase activity.
CACGGGAAAAUCACCUAGUAUACAUAUAACAGGGAAUCACUAGAGCAUUUCAUUAUUUAACUUUUUAUUUUAUUUUAUUUUGUUCGUCAUCGUCUCUCUCGCCAAGAAAACGACAAGCAUCAAGGGAAGAUGUUAGAACAGCUUUUGAUAUUCACCAGAGGAGGCCUUAUCCUCUGGACAUGCAAAGAGAUCGGAAACGCUCUCAAAGGCUCACCAAUCGACACUCUGAUCCGCUCCUGCCUCCUCGAGGAACGUUCCGGUGAAGUCUCCUUCAACUACGGCGCCUACACUCUCAAAUGGACGUUCCACAACGAUCUCGGACUCGUCUUCGUCGCUGUCUACCAGAAGAUUCUCCAGCUUCUCUACGUUGACGACUUGCUCUCCAUUGUGAAGCAAAGCUUCUCCGAGAUGUACGAUCCUAAGCGUAUGAGGUACGAUGAUUUCGACGAGACGUUUAGGCAGCUUAGGGUUGAAGCUGAGGCUAGGGCCGAGGAGAUGAAGAGGACGAAGCAGGUGGCGAAGCCUUUGAAUGGUGUUAAGAAGCAAGGGCAGGUGUCGAAGGAGGAAACGAAGAAGAGCAAUGGUGAGAAGAAGGAUGAUGGAGAUAAAGUCAGUGUCUUGAGUAACGGGAAUCAUAAGAUGGAAGAUGAUGUUGCUAACGGGAAAGAGAACAGUGCUGAUAAUAAUAAUAAUAGUGUUGGAGUUGAUGUAAGUAAGCUUGCGAAGCUGAGGAGUAAAGGUGUGAGAGGUAGAGGAGGUUUAAGGAAAGCUGACAGUUUAGGUAGUAAUAAAGGCUCUUCCAAGGUUGUGGAGCCACCUAAGAAGGCGACUAAGAAGAAUAGGGUUUGGGAUGAUGCGGCGGCUGCUCCUAAGCAGGAGGAGGAGAAGCUGGACUUCACGGAUGAAAAUGGGGACAAUGGUCAUGUGGAUGUUGUGGCUGCUGCUGACCAAGGAGAAAGUAUGAUGGAUAAGGAAGAGGUUUUUAGUAGUGAUAGUGAGAGUGAAGAUGAUGAACCAAGAAGUGAUGAGAAGCCUGAGGCUAAGAAGAAGGGAUGGUUUUCUUCUGUUUUCCAGAGUAUUACUGGAAAGGCGAAUCUUGAAAGGACAGACCUUGAACCGGCGUUGAAAGCUUUGAAGGAACGGCUCAUGACCAAGAAUGUGGCUGAAGAGAUAGCUGAGAAGCUUUGUGAGUCAGUGGAAGCAAGUCUUGAAGGAAAGAAGUUAGCUUCGUUCACAAGAAUCUCUUCAACCGUUCAGGGAGCAAUGGAGGAGGCUCUGAUCCGUAUAUUGACUCCAAGACGCUCCAUUGAUAUAAUGAGAGACGUUCAUGCUGCCAAAGAACAGAGGAGGCCUUAUGUGGUCGUGUUUGUUGGAGUCAACGGAGUUGGUAAAUCCACCAAUCUUGCCAAAGUGGCGUAUUGGCUUCAGCAGCAUAAGGUCAGCGUGAUGAUGGCUGCUUGUGACACGUUCCGUUCUGGAGCUGUUGAGCAGUUAAGGACUCAUGCUCGUAGGUUACAGAUACCGAUAUUCGAAAAGGGGUAUGAGAAGGAUCCAGCAGUAGUUGCUAAAGAAGCCAUACAGGAAGCUACUCGUAAUGGAUCAGAUGUUGUUCUUGUUGACACAGCUGGUCGGAUGCAGGAUAAUGAGCCUUUGAUGAGGGCUCUCUCGAAGCUCAUCAACCUUAACAAACCGGACUUGGUCUUGUUUGUUGGUGAAGCUCUUGUUGGAAACGAUGCAGUAGACCAGCUCUCUAAGUUUAAUCAGAAACUUUCGGAUCUCUCUACUUCCGGGAACACAAGAUUGAUUGAUGGAAUCUUACUGACGAAGUUCGAUACCAUUGAUGACAAGGUUGGAGCAGCUUUGUCGAUGGUUUACAUAUCGGGAGCACCGGUUAUGUUCGUGGGUUGUGGCCAGUCUUACACUGAUCUGAAGAAGCUCAAUGUCAAAGCCAUAGUCAAGACACUUCUCAAAUGAUCUUCUCAUAAUCAUCAUCAAUAUCAUCAAUGUCUUAUCCAUCAUACUUUAUCUUAGUUCUUGAUUUUGAUUUGAAGACGAUUUUUCUCUUUGGCUGUGAUAUUUGUUUUUAACUCAGAAUAGACCAUUUCGUUGGAGUCGCGACAAUCUCCAUACCAUGGUUUUUUAUAUAAUGUAACGUUUGUCUUUGUACUAAAUGCUUCUAUGUUUCAUGUCAAAUCUUGGCAUCCUGGUUUAAGUUAACCAUC